Brugia malayi is the source of this 450-nucleotide messenger RNA. Lineage: Eukaryota; Metazoa; Nematoda; Chromadorea; Rhabditida; Onchocercidae. The record is from the annotation of a RefSeq genome assembly.
AUGGAAAUGAAAAUGAUGAAUGAUUUAAUUAGAAAUGCUCAUUUUCAAAUAAACAAAAUGAAUUGGGAAGAGAAAGUUCAAAAUUUCACUGAUAACACUUGGGAAUGUUUAUGUGAUAAUGUAACUGAUAUUACUAAUGUUAAAAAAACAUUGGAAAAUGAUAUAUUAUCAAGUAUUUAUAUGAUGCAGCAUAGUUUACUUAAAAUUGAUGCAUUUCAAAAACGAAAAAUGGGAUUGAAUAAAUAUUGUUCAACGAUACGUUUACUCAUUUAUGAUAGACUGAAUAAAUGCAUAGCAAUGUUGGAUAAUAUAUUGGCAGCAAUGCAAUUUAUAAUAAUUGAAAUUGACAAACAAUUUGAUUCAAUUUAUUCGGUUAAUCGAUACAUUGCAUUAUUUAAUGAGUUGUACCAGCAGUUUCAGCACAAUCACCAGGUAUUUCAUUCAAAUUAA